Messenger RNA from Phanerochaete carnosa HHB-10118-sp, 925 nucleotides. RefSeq lists its product as uncharacterized. Bases 40 to 891 code for a protein of 283 amino acids. The record is from RefSeq and is a predicted model, not a curated record. Gene Ontology annotation, molecular function: 5'-nucleotidase activity. Gene Ontology annotation, biological process: deoxyribonucleotide catabolic process. The transcript has 5 exons. NCBI's taxonomy places the organism in Eukaryota, Fungi, Basidiomycota, Agaricomycetes, Polyporales, Phanerochaetaceae.
CACACCACCUGUUUAUACGGCCCAGGCAGCCUCUACAAAAUGUCUGCAGCACAGACUGACCUCGCGAUCUCACAGAAACACGAAUCUGGGAUCGACACGCCCCGCCACCGUGCCCUGCCGGGCUCGUCACUCGACGAGAUCCUGAAACAGUCUGACAAGCCGCUCAUUGCAGUUGACAUGGACGAUGUAUUGAGUGAGACGAACCAAGCUGUCGCUGAUUGGCACAACGAUGUCUACGACACCAACUUAGAUUUGUCGCAGUUUUACUACUACCACUACUGGAAGAACCCCGGCUGGGGCACACCAGACGAAACGUUCCGCAAGGUCGAAGAGAUUUAUGCUUCCGAUUGCCUUGACAAGGCGAAGGCCACGCCCGGUGCGUUCGAAGCUCUGACGAAGCUCAAAGAUUGGGGCUACCGUCUUGUCGUUGUAACCGCCCGACAGCGGCGCGAACUUGAACGCAGCGUGCGAUGGCUCGAAAAGCACUUCCCAGGCAUUUUCGACGACAUGAUCUGCACAGGCCAGAGCCAGGAGACCCUCGCCGACGAGCACGAGGCCCUGACAAAACUUUCGAAAGCGGAUGUCUGCAAGAAGCUCAACGCCAAGUUCCUCAUCGACGACUCGCUCGAAAACGCGCUCUUGUGUGUCACACACGCGGAGCCGAUACCGGUGCUCCUCUUCGGCACGAGCGCGUGGAACGUGCGCGUGUCCAACUACAAGAGCGUCGAGGACGGGCUCAGCUUCGAGCAGCGCCUUGAGAAGGCAGGAGGCAGGGAGUUCUGGAAAGACGAUGUCGCGGCGGUUCCUGAAGGCUUGCCGCUGACGAGGGUCGAGGGCUGGGAAGAAGUCAUUCUUUGGGUCGAAAAACAAAGGAGGGAGGGCAAACUAUAGAUUCACUAUUCAUAUUUGUGCAGUAAGUCAAGAC